Molecule: messenger RNA, 1605 nt
Organism: Maniola jurtina (meadow brown)
Lineage: Eukaryota; Metazoa; Arthropoda; Insecta; Lepidoptera; Nymphalidae
Exons: 3
Coding region: 165-1424 (419 amino acids)
Source: RefSeq, a predicted model, not a curated record
UCCCCAAACAAAAAGUCUAUAGUGCGUGACCGGUGCCGGUCGCGACCCUCCGUCCCUCUCUGCAAGUCCUCACAGCACUCACUGCACUGCAGACCUCCCACGGAGGAGGACAGAUCCAACUCUUCAGUUCUUCACUGGAUUUUGUGAAAGCGAAUGUGACGAAAAUGGAGACUAUUACCAAAGCGAUAUUUUGUGCUUUACUCGUGCAAUCCGGGAUUUGUUUUGAUAUUCAGCACACAGAUAAUGAUAACGAGGAAAAAUCAGAAGAUGCUACCAGAGGCCGACGCGAUGUCAUCGAAGAAGAAAAAUUCUACAACAUCAGAACAGAAAAUAGACAAGACACAAUGAGUCAACACACCCCGUGGCUUCCCGGCCCUCUACCCCCGGAAGAUCCCACCACGAAAAUAUCAAUCACCAAUACUGGACAAGAAAUACCGCAAGUGUACCAAACCACUGAAAGCAUAACAGACAAACCAACAGGUCGCGGCGCUCGAGCGUCCAACGAAAAUUGGAUAAAGCUUCCUUUCCCUAAUCGUGACGAUGGACACGAUAUCCUAACCCCACCGCAACCGUCUGGAGAGCUCAUCAAUUCCCGAAUGCCAAGAGUCAAUUUCGUGACCCAAAACAAAGCAAUCGAAGCUUCCGAGUCGAGGAACGAUAAAGAAUCGAUACAGCGACCAACGAGGACCGAUGAUUUAAGAACCGAAUUCGUAAGGCCAGAGGAAGACACACCGCAGUACAAGCCCGUGUAUCCGCGCCAGGCCGUUUAUUACCCGGAAGACAACAGGCGGCCCUACUACGAUGAUCGAUACUAUCCUGCUGACGAUUUAUACAAGCGUGAUCCCUACUAUGAUUUAUACGAUCGCAAGCGGCACAACCCCGGCUACGGCCCGCGAGUGGACAGAUAUGAUGAAGCGUAUGAUAAUUAUGUUCCUCGGAAGCCGAAAAGGAUUAUUUACUACGCGCAUCUCCCCGAAGUUGUUAGAACUCCGCCGAGUGUUGAUUUAAGAUAUCGAUACUCCGUAGAUCCUUACAGACGCUUCGAUGACGAUUACAGUGCUCGAUCGAGUAGAUAUGACUACAGAUUCAGACCCAGAUACCCAUAUGCACCAUUACGAAAAGACGACAGAAGAUACGGAUACAAGGACUUGGCCAGUUCCAGUACUAGCAAUAAAGAUAAGAAAAUUGAUGAAAAAGUUACCCCUACACCUAUAUUACCUAAAAAGGAGGAUUUUAAAUCUUCUGGGAGUCCCAACAGAAACACUCAUAGAAACACAAUAAACAGUCAUCAGUACCAUGACACUGCAGAUAAUUACAAUGAUCUAUCUCACAAAUCUUUCUUGGAACAAAAAAAUGAUUAUCUCAGAUUUGACGAGCCGUUAUUCCAUAGCGCUAUCGAAGAUCCAUAUCAGAGAAAGUACUAAAUAUGAUAUCAGGGAAGCAGUAUGUCGUUCGGCAAAUUUUUCCAAAAUAAAUUGAAAAAUACGAACGGCAUAUUAAUGUAAUUAAUUGGUGUAUAUCUACUAAUUACUAAUUCUGUAAAAUAGAGCUCAUUAGAGUUCCCCAAAAGUGUCCAUUUGAUUCACUAAUAAAUGUAAUAACGGA